GGAGUUCAUAAUUUCCUACCCUUAUUUUUAAAAUCAUCUUGAUAGAAAAGGUGUUUUUUUAGUGGCGUGCCUGGGUUGUGCUAUCUCGCAUGCUUAAGCUAUAUGAUGAGAUUGUAACUCUAAGAUUGUAGCGUGAUAACUGUUGGCGGUGAUUGUUAAGAAAAAAGUUCAAGUACAUCAAACAAAUUUGAAAGGAUAACAUGGUGGAAGAAGAUAUCUAUACAAAAGAUGGGACGGUGGAUAUAAAAAAAAAUCCAGCUAAUAAGGAGAAAACUGGAAAUUGGAAGGCGUGCCGCUUUAUUCUUGGAAAUGAAUGCUGUGAGAGGUUGGCAUAUUAUGGGAUGAGUACCAAUCUGGUGAAUUAUCUCCAGAAGCAGCUCAACCAGGGAAAUGUUACUGCAUCAAACAAUGUUACAAAUUGGUCAGGAACCUGCUAUGUCACACCAUUAAUUGGAGCAUUCGUUGCUGAUUCUUACUUUGGGAGAUACUGGACCAUUGCCAUUUUCUCAAUCAUCUAUGUUUUUGGGAUGACACUGUUAACAUUGACUACUUCGGUCCCUGGAUUGAAACCACGGUGCAAUGAGGAUUCCUGCCAUGCUACAAUGACACAAACUGCAGUCACCUUUACUGCUCUGUACUUGAUCGCUCUUGGGACUGGUGGAAUUAAGCCAUGUGUCUCAUCGUUUGGUGCAGAUCAAUUUGAUGAAACUGAUGACAUUGAGAGAAAGAAGAAGAGCUCUUUUUUUAAUUGGUUUUACCUCUCUAUCAAUGUUGGUGCGCUUAUUGCUUCAUCUGUUCUGGUCUGGAUACAAAUGAAUGUAGGCUGGGGUUGGGGGUUUGGAAUCCCAGCAGUUGCGAUGGCCAUUGCAGUAGUGUUUUUCUUCACUGGUAGUCGGUUGUAUCGGUUACAAAAACCUGGAGGCAGUCCAAUUACAAGGAUUUUCCAGGUUAUAGUUGCAUCCUUUAGAAAAGUAAACAUAAAAGUUCCUGCUGAUAAGACUCUUCUUUAUGAGACUACAGAUGAGGAAUGCAGUAUCCAAGGAAGCCGAAAACUUGAGCCAACCGAUAAAUUUAAGUUCUUGGACAAGGCAGCAGUCGAGACUCCAACCGAUCGUGCCAAGGGCUUUGCAAACCCAUGGAGACUUUGUACUGUAACUCAAGUUGAGGAACUUAAGGCUGUAAUCAGAUUGCUACCAGUAUGGGCAUCUGGAAUCGUCUUUGCAACUGUGUAUAGUCAAAUGAGUACCAUGUUUGUUUUACAAGGCAACACUAUGGACCAACACAUGGGACCUCAGUUUCAGAUUCCAUCCGCAUCUCUCUCCCUCUUCGACACUCUCAGUGUUAUAUUCUGGACUCCUGUAUAUGAUCUAGUCAUUGUCCCAUUUGCAAGUAAAUUCACAGGUCAUGAGCGAGGCUUCACUCAGCUUCAAAGAAUGGGAAUUGGACUUGUCAUUUCCAUACUUGCCAUGAUCAUUGCUGGAGUUUUAGAGGUUGCUCGACUCAACUUUGUCAGGAGUCACAAUUACUAUGAUCUUAAGUACAUUCCAAUGUCAAUUUUCUGGCAAGUUCCGCAGUAUUUUCUAGUUGGCUGUGCAGAAGUGUUUACUUUCAUUGGGCAGAUAGAAUUCUUCUAUGAUCAAGCACCUGAUGACAUGAGAAGUUUGUGCUCAGCUCUAUCACUCACAACUGUUGCAUUAGGUAACUACUUGAGCACUCUGCUGGUGACCAUAGUGACUAAAGUGACCACAAGCCAUGGAAAGCUUGGUUGGAUUCCAGAUAAUUUAAACAGGGGCCAUCUUGACUAUUUCUACUGGCUCUUGGCCAUCCUCAGUUUAAUAAACUUCCUUGUGUAUCUAUGGAUUGCCAAGUGGUAUACCUACAAGGCGACAACAGGGCGUGCACAUUGACACAGAAAUGAAUUAUAGAAGUAUGAGUAGGAGUUCCAGUUUUACUUGUGUUUCUGGUAAUCAUAAAUUAUGGUUUUAUUUAGAUUGACAGACCAAAUGCUUGUAAAGUACAGCUUCAUGUAUCCAGUUUAUUUGUGUUUGUAAUACUGUUUGCUAUAUUCAUGUUUGAAACUUUGGUUCA
Mangifera indica (mango) is the source of this 2088-nucleotide messenger RNA. Its product is annotated as protein NRT1/ PTR FAMILY 8.1-like. Gene Ontology annotation, cellular component: membrane. Gene Ontology annotation, biological process: transmembrane transport; oligopeptide transport. Lineage: Eukaryota; Viridiplantae; Streptophyta; Magnoliopsida; Sapindales; Anacardiaceae. The transcript has 5 exons. Gene Ontology annotation, molecular function: tripeptide transmembrane transporter activity. The coding region runs from base 201 to 1907 and encodes 568 amino acids. The record is from RefSeq and is a predicted model, not a curated record.